Messenger RNA from Galeopterus variegatus (Sunda flying lemur), 874 nucleotides. It is a transcript of the gene FABP7, whose product is annotated as fatty acid binding protein 7, brain. Bases 172 to 570 code for a protein of 132 amino acids. Gene Ontology annotation, molecular function: fatty acid binding. Gene Ontology annotation, cellular component: nucleus; cytosol. Lineage: Eukaryota; Metazoa; Chordata; Mammalia; Dermoptera; Cynocephalidae. Gene Ontology annotation, biological process: fatty acid transport. The transcript has 4 exons. The record is from RefSeq and is a predicted model, not a curated record.
CUGGAAGGGUGUGUUUGCAUUUCAAAUCAUUGGCUUCUUGCCCACCUCUUUUCCUAAUAAGAAAGCAGGAGCUGCUGUUGAGGGGCAAAGGGGUCUUCUGAAUUGCAGUCGCAAGACAGGAAGAUCCUUGUUGCUGUCUCUUUAUCUGUUUCCAGCUAAAGGGGAGAAAGGAUGGUGGAGGCUUUCUGUGCUACCUGGAAGCUGACAGACAGUCAGAACUUUGAUGAGUACAUGAAGGCUCUAGGUGUGGGCUUUGCCACCAGGCAGGUGGGAAAUGUGACCAAACCAACUGUAAUUAUAAGUCAGGAAGGGGACAAAGUGGUGAUCAGGACUCAAAGCACAUUCAAGAACACAGAGAUUAGUUUUCAUCUGGGAGAAGAGUUUGAUGAAACCACUGCAGAUGACAGAAACUGUAAGUCUGUCAUUAGCCUGGAUGGAGACAAACUUGUUCAUGUACAGAAAUGGGAUGGCAAAGAAACAAAUUUUGUAAGAGAAAUUAAGGAUGGCAAAAUGGUUAUGACUCUUACUUUUGGGGAUGUGGUUGCUGUUCGCCACUAUGAGAAGGCAUAGAAAAGUUCCUGGUCUGGGGCUGGAGAAGCUCUUCAGUUUUUCUGUUUACUAAAGUCUCAGUGCUAUCGUGCUAUUACGUGAGCGGCUGAUCACCAAUUGGAAGGUUAUCUUUGGUGUGGAGGUGGAAAAAGGUGAUUUAGAAACGUUGUUAUUCCAAACUAGCCCAAUUUUGAUCGGCAAAUUUAUCACGUUUUACAAUUUGCUUUAAAAUGUUAAGACUUUGUUAUAUAAAGAAGCAAGUACAUUUUAUAAUGCCCUUUGGAAUGCAAAUCAAAUUGGAAUAAAAAUCUUACACAUGUGUAAA